UGUUAUCAGGAAUCAAACGGAGAGAGGAACCGCCUAUCGCUGGAAAACUUCUUCCUACUCUGAAAAAAGGGGCAAAGUCUCAACGAAACUGACUAUAGAGUCCAGAAGGGAGGAAAGCCCACAGGAUUUCACUUCGACAGGAUAACAAGUUCCUAUUUCACUUUAUUUUUUUCCAUAACUUAUCGAUGGCGCAUCUAGUGAAAUGUUGCCUUCUGGUGCUGUUGGCGUUCUUCAUAACGGUUGUUCCUGCUAGUGCAAAAGGCAAUGAUCCAGGACUUAGGAGACAGAAAAGGGAAUGGAUCAUUGCCCCCAGAAAGCUGCACGAGAACAUAGACUACACUGGUUAUGAGUAUAUUGCAAGAAUCCGCUCUGAUAAGGAGAACUAUACAAGGGUUGUAUACUCACUAACUGGGCCUGGUGUUGACCAGCCACCAGUGGGUGUAUUUAGCGUCAAUCCUAAUAAUGGUUACGUGAAAAUCCAUAAAAAACUUGACAGAGAGGAAUUCGCCUUCUAUCAUUUAAAAGGUGUGGCAAAAUUCACCAACGGCUCCUACGCAGAGAACGAUAUUGACCUUAGAAUCACUGUUGUGGAUGAGAACGACUGCCCACCGGUCAUUAAAGUAGGGCAAGUUGGAAGUGUCAAAGAAGGAAGCGCAGCAGGCACUGUUGUCAUGAAAGUGAACGCUACUGAUGACGAUGAGGCGGGCUCCGUCAACUCUCAGAUCCACUACAGCAUUGUGGAGGAGAGCAACCAUGGAGGGUUGUUCUUUAUAAACUCUCAAACCGGAGAAGUCAUGGUCCAAAGGAGCAGGCUGGAUAGGGAGACACAAGAUACAUACAGGCUUAUUAUUAAAGCCUCUGACUUUAAUGGCCAACGUGGAGGAAACACAGGAACUGGAGAAAUUGUGAUCAAACUUCUGGAUAUAAAUGAUAAUAUACCCACACUGGAAAAAGAAUCGUAUGAAGGAAGUGUGGAGGAGAACACUAUCAAUAAGGAAGUUCUCAGGGUUAAAGCCAUUGACAUGGAUCUGAUUCACACAGACAAUUGGUUGGCUGUGUACGAAAUAGUUUCCGGGAAUGAAGCUGGAUACUUCACCAUCACUACUGAUUCUAAGACAAACGAGGGAAUAAUCAUGAUCAACAAGCCCAUUGACUAUGAAGAACUCAAGGUGCUGAACUUGGAAUUGGCUGUUCGCAACAAAGCAGAGUACAACUUUGGCAGUGGGGUCAUAACAGGAGCCACGGGGUCAAAAUACCCAAUAAAGAUCAAUGUAAUCAAUCAGAAGGAGGGCCCUCGGUUUCAACCAAGUGUGAAAGUGGUGACGCUCUCUGAGGACCAUAGCACCAUCAAUUUAAACAAAGUCAUCACUACAUACGCUGCUAUUGACAGUGACACGCUGAAAACCGCCACAAACGUAAGGUACGCAAAAAUCCGUGAUAAUGACAACUGGUUGAUUAUCGAUGAAAAGACAGCAGAUAUCAGACUGAGUAAACUACCGGACCGAGAGUCAAAGUUUUUGAUCAAUGGAACGUAUUAUGCUGAAAUUAUAUGCAUCACAAAUGAGGUACCAUCAAAAACUGCCACAGGGACCAUAGCCAUUCAGGUGGAGGACUUUAAUGAUAACUGCCCAGAACUGAUAGAAACAAGUCCGACAAUGUGUCUUGAGGAUCAGGUGAUCUAUGCCGUAGCUGUAGAUAAGGAUGAAUUCCCUAAUUCUUCACCAUUUGAAUUCACGGUGAUCAAAGAAAAAAGCGAAGGGAAAUGGAAAGUGGAGAAUCUGAACGAAACUGCAGCCAUUUUGCGAGACCAAGCCAACUUGUGGCCAGGCAUUCACAAAGUGACACUGGAGAUCAAGGACCAGCAGGGGAAGAUCUGCACAAAUGAUCAGACCAUGGUUGUGACUGUGUGUACCUGCGAUGAAAACACUAAAACAUGUUCGGCCCGAAGAACAAAGACUGCAGGGUUUGGAGCUUGGGGUGUCCUGCUUCUGCUCCUAGGACUGCUGCUGCUGCUGUUGAUUCCUCUUCUCCUGCUGUUCUGCCUGUGUGGAGGUGCAGCAGCUAUGGGAGAUUUCAAGGCCAUUCCAUUUGAUACUAAACAACAGCUAAUCUCAUAUCACACUGAGGGGCAAGGAGAGGACAAGGAGCUUCCUCUUCUACAUGCAGCUGAAGUUGAUGGUGGCGCAUUGACAACCAAAGACAUCAACACUGUCUCAGCAAAGGGUUUCCAGGGACUGGCUGAAGCUGGAGGGAUGGCUCUUGGAGGAGGAGCCUUCGGUGGUGGCCUUAACACUUCCACCUGGGCUGAGAACAUGGAGCAAUACAAUCGGUAUUCUCACUACAGUGGGCAGGGGAACAUGGGCUACAUGCACGGAGGAACCAUGACAGGACAAGACCACUACUACUCUCAGAAGAGUGCUGGGGUCUUUGAUGGCAUGGCUCUAUCUGAUCAGUUCCUGGAGGAGUAUUACACAAGUAAGUCCAACUAUACUGCACAGCAAUCACAGCAGAAGGAUGGUUUCCUGGUGUACGACUAUGAAGGUCAGGAGUCACUGGCGGGCUCUGUGGGGUGCUGCAGUCUCCUGGAGAAUGACGACGACCUAUCAUUCCUCAACGACCUGGGUCCUAAAUUCAAAACCCUGGCAGCCAUUUGUCAGGGGUCCACUUUAGAGACAGAAUCUGUGGAUGUAGGGGUUUCUAUCGCUCCUCCCAGGCCGGUGUCUCCGAUUAAGCCUUCCACCUCCACCCACACUCACGUCCAUACUCACACAGAAACACUCCGGGACAGGGAGCGUGUCAAUAGCAGCUUGGUCAACAUGUCUAAUGUAGCAUCUGGAUCAUCCACUGUCGUUCAGGAGGAACGAAUCACAGAGAGGGCCCAAAGGUCAGCCGCCGUUCCAAAGGUACAGGUCCAGGACAAGAUAGUGAUUCCCACACAGACCCUACUCAUCCAGCAGCCUGCUAUGUACUACACUGCUGCACCCAUGUAUGUAGUCGAUCCCAAACCCCAAGUCGUCCUUGUGACAGGAGGCGCCCAGCAAGCAGUGGGUCAAGUGGCUCAAGUCGGGCUAAGUCAAGGGGUAGUGCAGGUUGGGGGAAUCCAAGGCUCUCAGGGUGUGGUCCUCGUAGAUAAGCAAAUAGGAAUGGGAGCGGCAGCCGCAGCAGCAGGACAGGUGGUGCAGGGCGUUUCACAAGGAGCUGCCUCCAGGUCCAGACAGGUGUUAGUGGUGGAGAACGGAUCUGCAGGUAGAGAACAGGGCGCACACCUCCAGCAUGGUCUUAUUCAGACUGGACAGGGGUUAGUAGCACAAGGCAUGGAGGUCAGAGGUCAAGGUGUACAAGUCAAAAGUCAAAGCUUUUCAGUGGGUUCAGCCACUUCUGCGGGGUCAAAUGAGGACUUUGCUCUGACAGCCACACCCAAGAUGCAAGGGAGCCAAAGAGUAGUUGUGCAACAUAAGAAAGUCUCAGUCACUGAAAGAAAUGUUGAAUCGAGUACAAGAGCAUAAAACAACUCAUAUGCAAAAUAUUAGCAAAUGUCACACCUGCUAGGAUUUACUCUGGAAUUUCGGUUUUGAUUUUAUACUGGGAAUUCAGUUUAAUGCAGUUUAGUUGACUACAUGACUCUCAAGGUAAUAGAUAUACUGAAUUUCCAUUCAAAGACUAUUUAGUAAAGAGUUUUUAAUGUUUUUUAUUACCAAAAAGUGCAUUGUUUAUGUAUUCUAUCUGCCAAAAGAAGCUCUGCCAAUUGAUUUGACAAUGUAUAUAUCAUGGCAUUAGUACAAUGUGUAAAACUAACACAGCAACAGAUUUAUAGAGGCAAUAAAUCAUGGGUUACCCUGCCCAAGCUCUGUUGUUACAACUCAUUGGAGGGAAGAACUUUGCUAAAGAUAAUUCCUCACUUUGGUUUCAAUAAUGACCAGUUAGACAAAGAAUGACAGCCAGAGGCACAUAGAGGGGAUGGACCCAGGAAGUAAAAAAAACAAACAAAAAACAGAACAAACCAGUCAGACGUAUAAUAUAGUAUUAAAUAGUUAGCUUGGUUAAACACAUUUUGAACCUUGGACCUACCUGUGUGGCCAAACAGAACAGUGCAAACAAAACAGAUUUCCUACCCGUACUUAUCAUCAUUUAGUAUCUGCACGUCAACUACAUGAUUUAGAAUAAGCACCUCCCAGCCUGGAGUUGGAAUGAAACCACUGGUCUGGUUACAGCAUGCCUUAAUCCACUAGAGGCUGCAUUUGAGAACCAGUCAGGAGGUACAAAUCCAUUCAAAGUCAAUCUAUAGUGCAGUCAAAGCACCCCUACUGUGGUUCUUUACUCCUAGUAAGAACAACAGGAAAGAAAAGC
This is a messenger RNA of Sphaeramia orbicularis (orbiculate cardinalfish), 4347 nucleotides long. Its product is annotated as desmoglein-2-like. Gene Ontology annotation, cellular component: plasma membrane; desmosome. The coding region runs from base 186 to 3506 and encodes 1106 amino acids. The transcript has 14 exons. The record is from RefSeq and is a predicted model, not a curated record. Gene Ontology annotation, molecular function: calcium ion binding. Gene Ontology annotation, biological process: homophilic cell-cell adhesion. Lineage: Eukaryota; Metazoa; Chordata; Actinopteri; Kurtiformes; Apogonidae.